Thrips palmi is the source of this 1317-nucleotide messenger RNA. It is a transcript of the gene mRpS9, whose product is annotated as 28S ribosomal protein S9, mitochondrial. Gene Ontology annotation, cellular component: ribosome; mitochondrial small ribosomal subunit. Gene Ontology annotation, molecular function: RNA binding; structural constituent of ribosome. NCBI's taxonomy places the organism in Eukaryota, Metazoa, Arthropoda, Insecta, Thysanoptera, Thripidae. The coding region runs from base 103 to 1245 and encodes 380 amino acids. The record is from RefSeq and is a predicted model, not a curated record. Gene Ontology annotation, biological process: translation. The transcript has 11 exons.
AAUACACCGUCAAAAAAAUUUAAAUAGUCACACAACCAGGACAGGAACAGGGUUGGGGUUAGUGGUGCGGCUCGCCGUACCUGCUAAACAUUUUUUUCCGCCAUGAAUUCCCUUGCCAGUAACGUCUUACGAUGUAGUAUGCGAGUAUCUUUGCCGCAUGGUAAACAGGCUGUCGCUUACAUGUCUAAGUCAAUAACUGAUAAUGUCUCCAUCAGAAAACGAAAAACCAUUAGCAAAGCCAUGCGGUCUUACAUCGAUCGUGUUAAGCAAUUUGAGGAAGGUACAGUUCAAGCUAAAGAAGAAUAUGAAACUGGCAGACGUUUCUUAGCUAAUAUUAUGGGGGAAGACCCUGCAACUUUCAGCGCUGAAGAUGUCAAUAGAGCCAUUGAGUAUCUCCUUCCUUCUGGAUUGUUUGAGAAGACUGCGAGACCUGAGAUGCUCCCUCCUGUUGAAUAUAAGCAAUCGGCAAAGUUUGACAACACCGGGCGACCAUUCCACUUUCUCUUUUACACGGGCUUUCCUCAUACUUAUGAGCUACAGCAUGAAACAGUUAAACGAAUCAAUAAAGCUGAUGCAUUGUUGGACCUGAUUCACAAGAAAGGUCAUACUCCUGAAAAGGAACAUCAAAUGGAUCUUGUAUCUACAGAGUGGAAGAACAAAAAGGAAAUUCAAGAAACCAUUAAUGAAUGCAUGAAAGAUUCUCAUUUUGAGAGAACAAUGGAAACACUGGAAUCUUUGGCCAGACAUCCAAUGUCUGCUAGUUUCUCAUCCUUCUUGACAAAUUACAGAAAACCAGUAAUAAAACAAGUAGCCGAAAUGAAACUGCCAUCGAUUCAAUUAGAUGCUGAUGGGCGUUCCUUUGUUGAAGCUACCCGUAGAAGAAAGCAUGCCGUAGCUACGGUUGUCAUUCGUACUUCAGGAACUGGAAAAAUAACUAUUAAUGGAGAGCAUGACAUCUUGUACUUCAAGGAUGUUCAAGCACGUGAACAGAUCCUGUACCCGCUGCAGUUCACCGGCAUGCUGGAGAAGGUGGACCUGGACAUCACCGUGGAGGGCAACGGAUCCUCUGCCCAGGCCGGGGCGGCCAGGUACGCGACGGCCGUGGCGCUCACCCCGCUCGUGAACGAGGACAAGCGCAACGAGAUGCAGAUAGCCGGGUUGCUCAACUACGACAGGCGGGAAGCUGAACGGAAGAAGACCGGCAAGAGGGGCGCGCGCCGAAGCUACACCUGGCUCAAGCGGUAGUUUACAAGCAAUCGCGGUAUUCUGUACAUACUUGUAUGAAUAAGAAGUAAUAAAUUGCCCUGUAAUGUUGAA